AUGCGCUGGCGCCCCCUCGCCGGCCUUCCGCGUAUCACUCCGCUGCCGCGACUGCUCCUCUCCUCUCCUAUCCCCUCGGCCGCUGCCUUGGCGUACGAUUUGACGGGCACGAAGGCGGCCCGCCGCCACUGGGGCCUAGACCGGGCCGGGAGCGGAGGGGGAGGACCGGGCGAGGGAGAGCAGGAGCGGGACUCGGUGGGAACUAUUUGCGCUGCGGCCGCCGUGCAGAACUCUCCAGAAGGGGGAGGGGGAGCGCGCGGAAGGAUACAGCGGCGUAAGGCGUGGGCGGUGCGCGGUACAAGCGCGCGGCGUGACGCAGCUUCUCGCGAGAGCGGCGCGCGGGAAGAAGCUGAAGGCUUCCGGGCAGCUGCAGUGAACCCGCUGGAGCCCUAUGACGAGGUCCUGCACUGUGAGCACAGCUCCAGCAAAAGGACAACUUCCCUCCAGCUGGGCAGCUCCCACACUGCCACCAGCCUGCGAGGUGCCCCCCGUGCCAGCAGGAGCCAACACGGUGCCAAGGCUCCCGGCUGGAGCACAGCAGGCAGUGACCAGCCAGCCCCAGCCGGCCAGCUGCAGACCCCUCCGAUGUCCCUGGCACUGCGGCAGCUGAGCCACCCCAGCACCACGCUGAUCCCCGAGGCCCGGGGCCGGCGGGCACAGGGUGCCAUGGUCCUGCUCCUGGCCCUCUGCGGCGCUGCCCUCUGCCUGGCUGGGCAGCCCCUGGUGCCCACCGCCCGCAGCCUCACCCUGCACAUCGCGGCCCUGCAGAUCGGGGCACUGCUGAGGGGCAUCUGCUGCCUGGCAGAGGAGAUCUUCCACCUGCAGUCCAGGCACCAGGGCAGCUUCUGGAGGGCGCUGGGUGCCUGCUUCCCGUGGCGCUGGCAUGGGCCCACGCUGCUCAUCUGUGCCUUAGCCUAUGUGGCACUUCUGGAUGGAGAGGGGCAGCUCCUCAGCCUGCACCUCGGCCUGGCCAGCCUGUGCCAGCUCCUCAGCCUUGCCCUGGGGCUCCACAAGCCCUCAGCAGUGGAGUUGUCAGAGAUGGCUGAGAGGUCCAAGCAGAACGUUGCCCAUGGCCUUGCCUGGUCUUACUACGUUGGGUACCUCAAGAUAGUCCUGCCACGGCUGAAAGAGACCAUGGAGGAAUUCAGCAGAGCCAACCCCACCGUGCUGCUACGGAGACAGGCCUGGAGGCUCCACAUCUUGGUGCCUCUGAGCUGUGAUAUCUUUGAUGACCUGGAGGAGGCUGACAGCAACAUCCAGUACCUGACAGACCUGACUGAGACCAUCCUGACCAAGGCUGGCAUCAAGAACAGGGUCUACAAACACAGCCUCUACGCCAUCAAGGAUGAAGACAACAAGCCCUGGCACUGUGUGGUGGAGUUUGCCAGCCCCCUGCAGUCCCUCUACGCCAUGUCCCAGGACGACUGCGCCGCCUUCAGCCAGGAGCAGCGGCUGGAGCAGGUCAAGCUCUUCUGCAGGAACUUGGAGGAGAUCCUGAGGGGCUCCAAGGAGUGCAGGGACACCUACAGGCUGAUUGUCUACCAGGAGCCAGGAGAGGCAGAGCCUCACUUCCUGUCCCGGGAGCUGCUCUGGCACCUGCGGCAGCAGUGUCAGGAGGAGUACAACCUCUGUGACCCCAGGGCCCCCCCCCUGCACCCCAGCCCGGCCCCCAGCCUGGAGCUCAACCUGCAGAUCAGCCACGAGGACCUGCCGCUGCCCCUGCGCAGUGACUGCUUCUGA
Indicator indicator is the source of this 1740-nucleotide messenger RNA. It is a transcript of the gene STING1, whose product is annotated as stimulator of interferon response cGAMP interactor 1. Gene Ontology annotation, molecular function: 2',3'-cyclic GMP-AMP binding; cyclic-di-GMP binding. Gene Ontology annotation, cellular component: autophagosome; endoplasmic reticulum membrane. The transcript is spliced from 9 exons. Gene Ontology annotation, biological process: innate immune response; autophagosome assembly; positive regulation of macroautophagy. NCBI's taxonomy places the organism in Eukaryota, Metazoa, Chordata, Aves, Piciformes, Indicatoridae. The record is from RefSeq and is a predicted model, not a curated record. Bases 1 to 1740 code for a protein of 579 amino acids.